Messenger RNA from Penicillium concentricum, 663 nucleotides. Its product is annotated as Enolase C-terminal. Lineage: Eukaryota; Fungi; Ascomycota; Eurotiomycetes; Eurotiales; Aspergillaceae. Gene Ontology annotation, cellular component: phosphopyruvate hydratase complex. Gene Ontology annotation, biological process: glycolytic process. Gene Ontology annotation, molecular function: phosphopyruvate hydratase activity; magnesium ion binding. The record is from RefSeq and is a predicted model, not a curated record. The transcript has 2 exons. The coding region runs from base 1 to 663 and encodes 220 amino acids.
AUGAUCAAGUCGAUCCAGGCCGCUCAGCGCUUGGAUUCGCGGGGACACCCAACCGUUCAAGUUGAUCUUACUACGGACAGAGGUAAUGUGGCACCAACCAUAGAUAAGCUCGCUUCUUACACUGAGGCAGGUACAUUUCGAGCCAUCGUUCCUUCUGGUGCAUCCACGGGUGCAAAUGAAGCUAUUGAGCUGCGAGAUGGGGAUUCUGCAUAUGGUGGACGGGGAGUCCAGAAAGCUGUGUCAAACGUCGGAAUGGUCAUUGGUCCUGCUCUAGUAGAGAGCGGGCUCAAGGUUGAUACAGACCAAAAACUCAUUGAUUCUCUUCUGAAGGAUCUGGAUGGUACGAAAAACAAGGCGAAGCUCGGGGGGAAUGCCAUUUUAGGCGUCAGUAUGGCAUGUGCUAGAGCAGGUGCAGCCCAUUCAGGAAUUCCGUUGUAUAAGUUUCUUCGACGUGAGUCUGGAGCAAAAACGCCGUUCAUGAUGCCAGUGCCGUUCUUCAAUGUAUUAAAUGGAGGUGUGCAUUCGGGCAACAAGAUGGCUUUUCAAGAAACUAUGAUCGCUCCUGUUGGAGCGUCCUCUUUUACGGAAGCAGUACGAAUGGGUAGCGAAGUUUACCAGCACCUGAAGAAGAUCGUUGUUGAGAAGUUUGGACCCUCUGGUUAG